AAAUCUGGGCAAAUCAUGUUUCAUGUUUGUUCGGGGUUUCGUGGUCAACGUUGAAUUGUGUUAGUAAUAUUGUAAAAUUAUUGUUUUACAUAGUUCGUAUUUGUUCCAUAUUUCAGCACUAUGGCGGAUCAAAAUACACCAGCGGGUGAGGGAGCUCUACCCAAAGGUCUGCCGGCGCUCAAAGCUCAUGUUAUAGCAAAUAAAGUGGAUGUCGCACUAUGGGGCAUCCGAAUCCUCACUGUUCUAUGCACAAUAGGAUAUUUAUUGCCUAUAUUUAACAACCCAAUAUCAGCAUUCUACAAGGCUCUCCUAGCAAACGCGGCGACCUCAGCUCUUCGUCUACAUCAGAGGAUCCCCCCGCGGGAGAUUGCCCUCUCCCGGGAGUUCCUCGCGCGCUUCCUGUUGGAGGACAGCGCUCAUUACCUCUUCUAUUCCCUCAUAUUUAUGAACGUUGUGCCCAAUAUGUUAAUAUUAACUCCGAUCUUCUUGUUCGCGCUACUUCAUGCUGCAUCAUACUCCCUCACCAUACUUGAUACUCUAGGUCAGAACUCAAUGUGGGUUGCUCGUCUGCUCAUCUCGCUGGUGGAGUUCCAGUCGCGGAACAUUUUGCGCGCGGCCGCCCUCGCGGAGAUCGUGCUCUUCCCACUGGUCGUGUUUAUGGCACUCUUUAGUUACUGUGGUCUGAUGACCCCGUUCGUGUACUACUACUUCCUGACGUGGCGCUACACGUCGCGCCGCAACCCCUACACCCGCAACACGUUCCGCGAGCUGCGCGUGGCGGCCGAGCGCGCCGCCGGCUCGCCCUCCGCGCCCGCGCCGCUCGCGCGCACGCUGCGCUCCGCCGUCUCCCUCGUCUGCAGGAUGGCGCCGCCCGGCGAACAUCUGCACCACCGAGCGCGCACUGCGACGGCUACCUCCACCUAGCUGUCUCGCUCGCACGCGCUUGCUCGCUCAUCGAUAACGCCCGUCAUCUUAACAUCAAAGAAUGCCAUUGAAGUGACAUUCUGUUAUUAAGACUUUUCUAAAGGUUUUCAAGACCAAGAUUCCAUUCUGUCCACAACAUGCAUUUCUAACUUCACUGACCAACAUCCAAUUUAUAACUACAAAAUAAAUCUUAACUUUAUUAUUCUUUAAAAUUCUCAAUUUUAUCAAAAAUAUGUCUUAUUUUAAGUAAUUGCGACGGUAUUGUUAAUAGGUUAAUUGCUUUUGUCACUUGUUAAUUGAAACAUGUAAUUUUAUAGCUAAAAAGAAGUUGCAAUGUUUCCUAACAUUAUAUGUCCAUACAUUUUAUAUGAAGCCUGAAUUGGUUUGUUCAACUUGAUUCGGAAUUAUGUACAGUCAAGGAUUUUUAUUUCUUACCCAUUUCUGUGUGUAUUGUUAAUAAUAAAUUAGUUCGAAAACUUGUCAUAUCAACAUAACGUUCUUAUAGCUCUUAAGGGGAUGGUUUGUUGAACGAUAAUGUAUUCUAAGUAGGAAAAUAAAUUAUUUCUUUGGCUUUAUUAUUGUGUCAUUUUGAAUAUCAGAACAAUGUAGGUAAAAUAAAGCUAAAAAAAUAUUUAUACGGCUGUUACGUCAACUCCUUUUGGUGACAGCACUUACCAGUUUGACCCUGCGAGGGUACUUCAGUGCGAGGCUCGACGCGACACAACCGCAUUAACCCUCGCCCUGAACACCCCUACAAGGUCUAAAACUGGUCGGUGCCGUCACUGAAAAAAGUAGACGUGAGUAACAGCAUAAUAUUUAGUUAUUAAAUGUCUCACGAAUAAUUUAAAUUAAAACUACUUUAAAAUUGGAACCAAGUGGAACAAACCUUUUAACAGCUGUCAUUGUCGCGGUUUCUGUGGGACUAAAUAAAGGUAUUGAUAAUAUAUAAGUUUAAUUUAAUUUAAGUACGAGAAUUGAACAAUGAAAUUUUUUUUAGUUGCUAAUUAUCGUUUAAUUUAGUCAAGUUAUAAUCAUGAAUUUGUUAAUAUUGACAUGAAGUUUGUUGGAUAAAGUACAUUUAAGUUAUGCGGCAGUGUUGCCACUUAUUGUAUUAUUUCUUAUAUUCAAUAAUAAAUAAGAUAAAACAAAAUCUUAUAUAAAAUUUUACCGCAAGUAUGAGAGCUCAUCAAUAUGCAUUUAAUUUUCGUAUUAAAAUAAUAUGGAGUAUUGGGUACACAUUUUGUAUUUUAUAACAUACGGCACCUGGUUUGGGAUGAAUGUAGUCAUGAAGUUUUUAAAUAAAAUAUUGACAAUAAAAUGUA
This is a messenger RNA of Papilio polytes (common Mormon), 2246 nucleotides long. RefSeq names its product Krueppel homolog 2 (gene Kr-h2). NCBI's taxonomy places the organism in Eukaryota, Metazoa, Arthropoda, Insecta, Lepidoptera, Papilionidae. Gene Ontology annotation, cellular component: membrane; endoplasmic reticulum. Bases 121 to 924 code for a protein of 267 amino acids. The record is from RefSeq and is a predicted model, not a curated record. The transcript is spliced from 8 exons. Gene Ontology annotation, biological process: membrane organization; endoplasmic reticulum tubular network organization.